Aureobasidium melanogenum CBS 110374 is the source of this 2562-nucleotide messenger RNA. RefSeq lists its product as uncharacterized. Gene Ontology annotation, biological process: DNA-templated transcription. The record is from RefSeq and is a predicted model, not a curated record. Gene Ontology annotation, molecular function: DNA binding; zinc ion binding. Gene Ontology annotation, cellular component: nucleus. Bases 1 to 2562 code for a protein of 853 amino acids. Lineage: Eukaryota; Fungi; Ascomycota; Dothideomycetes; Dothideales; Saccotheciaceae. The transcript is spliced from 4 exons.
AUGACGCCUACACCUCCCACAACCAAUUCUUCAACUGGCGCAUCUCCCGACAAUGGCCAGUUUCGCGUCGUGCGCAAGAGAAACCGAAUCCCUCUCUCGUGCGGUCCUUGUAGACACAGAAACGCGCGUAAGAAGCCCGGCAUCCACCAUGUACCCACUGGCACCCCAGACGACAUGCAGAAUCGCAUUGAUCGACUCGAGAGUCUGGUCCUGUCGCUCAUGACCAACGGCACCCAGGCUGCUGGUCCGUCCGCUGCACACGCUGCCAUCAACUCGAGCAGGAGUAACAGUCUUGGUACAUCCAUCAGUAUGCCCUUGGAUCCUCACAGAGACAGCAUCAGAGAAGUUGAGGGAGAAGACAGCGAUAUCAAUGACGUUGCUCAAGAUAUUGGUAUCAUGAAGAUCGAUGGCGCCAAAGCCUUUUUCGUGCCCGAUGCGCAUUGGUUCGCCAUCCUGUCGGAUAUCGCUGAAGUCAAAAACUACUUUGCCAGUCACAAAGAGCAAUACCAAGAACAGUUCAGAAAGGUUGAGGCCUCGAAACAAGACGAUGCCUCGGGCUCGUUCCUGUUCAAAGGACCUAGGCUAAACAACAAGGCCGAAAUUCUUGUUACAAUGCCCGACAAGAACGCUGUUGAUGAUUUGGUCAAGCGCUAUUUCCAAUCAUACGAUCCAGCAGUCCAUAUCAUUCAUGGCCCGACAUUCCAAGUGCAAUACGACAGACACUGGCAAAACCCCAACGACACACCCGUCACCUUCCUCGCAUUGCUAUACGGUAUGAUGACUCUCGCUCUGCAAUCGUACACUAGAGCUGGCGAUGAGCCGCCGGAGUAUCAGGGCAGAUCGCAUGACCUGUCCAUCUCCUUCAAGCGUCUCACAGCGCAAUGCAUUGUGCUUGCAGAUAUCACUCAGCCGAUGCCACAGUUGGUUGAAGCCCUCAUACUACACAUUCAGGCCGAGCACAGCAGCAGCAAUGACGCCGAAACUGGCAUUCUCUUGCUUGUCAACUUGUGCACCCGCCUGGCAAUGCGUAUGGGUUAUCAUAGAGAUUCUGGCCCGUACCCUAAUGUUUCGCCAUUCACUGCCGAGAUGAGACGACGGGUUUGGGCCUUUGUUCGCCAGGCUGAUUUGCUCUUCUCUUGCCAAUUUGGUCUUCCUCCUACCGUUCGUCCCGACGCCACUGACUCUGAACUACCACACAACAUCUUCGAUGAUGAGUUCACAGAAGACAUGAAGUUGUUGCCUCCUUCUCGACCAGAGUCAGAGGUUACUCCCGCAUCAUACAUGAUCGCCAAGGCUCGGUUGAUAUCGUGUUUUGGCCAGAUUGUUGAGCGCAUUCAAUCAGUGACAUCGCCUCCGUCCUACGAGGAGAUUAUGAGAUUGGAUGCCCAGCUUCGCGAGGCUCGUACUCAGAUUCCUCCUCAUCUCCAGAUGAAGCCUCCUUCGGAAUUGGCGACGGUCGCACCUAACCUCAUUAUGCAAACAUACGCUCUGGAGUUGAUUUAUCUCAAGUCACAAUGUAUGUUGCACCGCAAGUUCAUCGCUAGAGGACGUGACUCGCCGCGUUACGCAUACUCAAGACGAACAUGCAUUGACGCCUCGAUGGAGAUGCUCAACCAUCAAGCUACCCUGUAUUUGGAGUCACGGGAUGGAGGCAAGCUGCGAUCGGUAAAGUGGUCCAUCUCUUCACUCACGACACACGACUUUUUGCUUGCAGCCAUGAUUGUGUGUCUCGAUCUGUACCACACUUCGGAGUCCGACCGAAGUGUGAUCAAGACCUCUUCAUCAAAUCCGUCCUCUCCAUCGAGUGGAGAUGUGUGGACGCAGGAUCGAAGAGAACAGAUGAUCGUGGCGCUCCAGCAUUGCGCAUCGAUCUGGGAGAGUUUGCGAGAUAAAAGCAUGGAAGCCUACAAAGCAUCCACGCAGCUUCGCGUCAUGUUGGGCAAACUGAAAGCACAGGAACAGCAGCAGACGUCAAUGGUUGGCGGCAGAGAGCAGCAAAUGCGUAGCACUAACCAAUACGGCAUGCGUGGCCAUUCUUAUGGUGCCUUCCCCAACGGCCAAGCGUCUGAUCUCGUUGAAGACGAAGUUCCACCUGAGCACUCUGCUGCGAUGACUUUGGGACUGUUGUCAGCCGGAGGCGUUAGUCCUAAUGCUGGAUUUGCCUCAAAUACUCCUGGCUCGCUCGGCAUGGAAACGCGUGGUUUCCCGGCCAGUAUGGCGGGUUUGCUCAAUGAGCCUAUGGCCGAGCGUACAGGGUUGACACCACAGUACAGCGGUGUGGAUGUUAAUGGCGCACAAGCUGUUCAAGGUGCUGCAUCUCCUUUCACGCAGCUGUUUGGUGGCGCUGCACCAGAAGUAGACUGGGGUGCUUGGGAUUCAUAUGUUCAGGGAGAACCCAUGCAAAUGUGGUCGAUGAACCUUGAAGUCAACCCGCUGGACGGCCAACAAGCUCAACAACAGCAAGCGCAACAACAGGCACAACAGCAGUUGGCUCAACAGGCACAGCAAGCGAGCAUGAACAACAUGUUUAUGGGCCCAGCGGGCGCAGCCAACAUGAUGUGA